AGGAGCAGACCGCUGCUGUGGAGUGUGCUGGAGGCAUGGAGCGUGAGCCCAGCCAGGGGGAGGGGGCUCCUGCACCGGCCCGGGCCCCCGCGGUGACUGUGACUUUGCUCCUAAGCUGGGGGGCAAAUAGCUAUGGACAGCUUGGCCUUGGCCAUAAGGAGGAUGUGCUUGAGCCCCAACGGCUGAAUGAUUUCUGUGACCCCAAGAGUAUUAAGAUGCUGACCGGAGGAGGGGGACACUCAGCUGUGGUCACAGAUGGAGGGGAGGUUUUUGUUUGUGGCCUGAACAAAGAUGGGCAGCUGGGACUUGGUCACACUGAGGAUGUUCUGUCUUUUAUCCCUUGCACCCCGCUGGCUGGCUGGCCUAUCCUCCAGGUGUCCUGUGGUUGGGAUUUUACACUUCUGCUCACAGAAAAUGGGCAGGUUCUGUCAUGUGGCUCGAAUGCAUUUGGUCAGUUAGGCCUUCCUCCUGGGGCCAGAAGACAGGUGACCCCCCGAGUCAUAGAGCUCCUGAGCGAGAAGGUUGUGUGUAUCGCAGCUGGAAUGAGGCAUGCUCUGGCUGUUACAGAGAGUGGCCUGGUGUUCCAAUGGGGUACAGGCCUGGCAUCCACAGGGCGGCGAGCAUGCCCAGAGAAGCCCCUCCCACCGUUCCUGAUGGCCAAAGAACCUUGCAGAGUAACUGGCCUGGAAAACUUAAAAGUAAAGAUGGUUGUUACUGGCUCCUGCCACUCAGCAUCAUUAACAGAUGAAGGAGAUCUGUAUGUUUGGGGUAGCAACAAACACGGCCAGCUAGUGAGCCCAGCUGCUUUUCUUCCCACGCCCCAGAAAAUAGAAGCCGCUUGUUUCCAGAAUGAAAAGGUCACCGUGGUGUGGAGUGGGUGGACGCACUUGGUUGCCCGAACAGAGACUGGCAAGGUGUUUACGUGGGGCCGCGCUGAUUACGGUCAACUCGGGAGGAAAGUGGACGGCCAUGAGAGAUGUAAAGGAGAGUGUGAAUUACCCCUGUUCUGCACAAGAGCACUGACCGCCAUGCCUUCUUCCCUUCCUUGCUUAGCAGGAGUGACUGAGGUAGCAUGUGGGUCUGAACAUAACCUGGCUGUGGUGGGAAGCACAUGUUACUCCUGGGGCUGGAAUGAGCAUGGCAUGUGUGGAGAUGGCACCGAAGCCAAUGUCUGGGUCCCGAAGCCAGUGGAAUCUCCAAGUUUAACCCUGUGGCUCCUUGUGGGUUGUGGAGCUGGUCACUCCCUCGCCCUUGGCCAAGCCCCAGCUUCCGCAUCAUUGCCCUGUAGCCCCCAGGACAGAGUCAAGCCCAAAUCCCUGGAGAGCUCACAGCAAGAGAAACCAAAGGGAAGAAGCACAAACGUUGUUCCCACACCACGCUAGUGUGUCCUAAAAUAGGAGAUUUAGUGCUUAAAGGUCUUUUUAAUAAAAUCCAUUUGGACAAUUU
Vombatus ursinus (common wombat) is the source of this 1446-nucleotide messenger RNA. RefSeq names its product secretion regulating guanine nucleotide exchange factor (gene SERGEF). NCBI's taxonomy places the organism in Eukaryota, Metazoa, Chordata, Mammalia, Diprotodontia, Vombatidae. The record is from RefSeq and is a predicted model, not a curated record.